GCAAUAUUUAAUAUUAUAUAUAAUCAUAUGAGCACGAAAAUCUAAUGCGCGCAAUGCGUCGUCGCGAGUCGCCUCCGCAAUUGAUACAAUUGUGCAAUAUGUAUCAUUUGCAGGGAAUUAAAGUCAAUGACCAGCCACCAGCAGCUGUCCCGCUGAUGGCAGCAAGUCAGCCGGAGUACAGAAAUGACGAUGCACGUCCGCGAGGCCAGUCUUUCGCGAAUUGUCGUCGCGUUGCUCCUGUGCACGCGAGGCGUGCAGAUUUCCGCGGGAAUCGAGGCCGAGGUCGAUCUCAAUGUGGACGGGAACGGAUUUCAUAGAACGUUGAUCUACCGGAUACGCUUCGAGAAUCUCACCCAGGACGGCUGUCAGGCUGCCAUUUACGUGGAAUUGCCAUCGGCAUUGUACGUCAAUACGGACGAAAUAGCGGAACUGAGAAGACGGGGGACGAAUACAGUGUGCUCGGUCGGCGAGACCGACGUCGAAUUGUUCGCCGAGAAGGCAGGCCGGCAGAACGUGACGACUUGCGCGUCCGUGAGUUCGUCGUCCGCCAGCCUAACGAUUCCCGUUCACCAGCGUUACCGGUACGCGGGCGAGUCCGGCGGUUACGUCAACGUGACCCUGCCCGACGUGAAGCUGCUGCUGGGAUGCCGGAAGAGGCUCAGGGACCACAGGGUGUCCAAGAUAGACCUGUGCGAGCCGUGCGUCGGCCUGGUGGCCAAGUGGCGCGAGAUUCCGUACCGUAUGUCGAACGAACGCGACUACGUUUGGCCGAUACCGGUCGGCGACUCGUCCCUCUCGCUCUACGUCACUUGCGCCACGCUACUGACGACGAUUAUCGGCGCGUUAUUCAUCGGGCACGCCAUACGGACCAACGCGCCGUCGCAGAGUCACCCGAAGGAAGACUGAGGUAGCUAGAGAUGUUUAAUGUACGAGCAGUUUUGUACGACCAGUUUUUAUCAAUGAAUGUUUUAAACAGUUGUUUUGAUAUUUCGAUUUCUCUUGUAUGAGACAUACAACUAUAUUGUAUGCAGACCAACUUUCUAUUUAAAUAAGACGUAAUUCUUGUUACGUGAAAUGCGAAUUUAUUUAAAUUAAGUUAGAUUCUAAGUUCUUUUUAACACAAGUUGCGAUAUUUCCGUGGACCGCGCAGAGGCCAGAAUUUAAAUUAAUUACAGGACGGAAUCAAUUUCCCCGUUUACACUCUUGAGGGUGAAUUAGAUAAAAGGAUUUCCGGCAUUUCCUACACGUACGUAUUCGAGCGCGAUAUUUACACGCAGCUUCUAGUCAAGGCUUUAAUAUGUAUUUUAUACACGAUUUCGUUAAGAUGACGUUAAUAGUCUAAGUAGUCUAAGUCAUUCAAAAGUUACCACAUGCAAAUCACACAUCCACACAGAUAAACACAAUAAUUUGAAAAAUAAAAUAUAAAAAUAGGAAA
Molecule: messenger RNA, 1435 nt
Organism: Wasmannia auropunctata (little fire ant)
Lineage: Eukaryota; Metazoa; Arthropoda; Insecta; Hymenoptera; Formicidae
Exons: 5
Coding region: 184-906 (240 amino acids)
Biological process (GO): GPI anchor biosynthetic process
Cellular component (GO): endoplasmic reticulum membrane
Source: RefSeq, a predicted model, not a curated record